GUUAUACAAAUGCAAAGAGUAAGUUUUUGAAAAUCAGAAAUAAUUUAAAAAGUAAGUUAUACAAUUAUACACUCAAUUUCGAAAAAAAUAAUUAUGUUGGUGAACCUUUUGGAAUUGGCUUUGGUACGCUGUGGGGAUGAUAUCAACUUCACUUUGGCUUCUCAGUAGCUCUUGAGUCUUGACCCUACUAGGCAAAAAUCAGGCUUUCAGCCUCAGGAUGCCAGCUAUUCUUGCAGUAAAAAUCAAUUACUUUUGCAGAAACAAACGACUCCUCCCAACUUCUGCUCUCCCAAUUUUGGCAGUGGGGUUUCUGUGGUGAAAGUAAUCAUUUUUCUGUUGAGUUUUUUUUGUUUUGUUUUUGUGGGUUCACGUGAAAUCCCAACUUCAAUUUUGUCGAAUUGGGCGGUUUGAUCUCUGGGUUUUCUUCUCUGCAAGCUGAGAAGCAUUGGGAUUGAAGGGUAUUCCGUGCAAGCUCUUGUUUUCUUUUUUCAUUUCUUGAGAGGAGAUGUCUUCUUCUAUGGAGAUUGAUGAAGAGGAGAAUGAAACUAAGGGUGGGAUGUGGGUUUUGGACCAGAAGCUUGACCAACCCAUGGAUGAGGAGGCUGGAAGACUGAGAAACAUGUACAGAGAAAAGAAAUUUUCAACAGUGUUGCUAUUGCGGCUUGCAUUUCAGAGCUUGGGAGUAGUUUAUGGAGACCUUGGUACGUCUCCCUUGUACGUGUUCUACAAUACAUUCCCCCACGGGAUUCGAGACACUGAAGAUGUAAUCGGCGCACUUUCGUUGAUUAUAUACUCACUCACUCUUGUAGCGCUGCUCAAGUAUGUGUUCAUAGUAUGUAGGGCAAAUGACAAUGGCCAAGGCGGAACCUUUGCUCUCUAUUCGCUACUCUGUAGACAUGCGAAGAUUAAAACAAUUCCAAACCAACAUAGGACGGACGAGGACCUAACAACCUAUAGUCGUCGCACGUUUCCGGAGCAUUCAUUUGCUGCAAAAACGAAGAGAUGGCUGGAGGCGUACACGGUCACAAAGGAUGCACUUCUCAUUCUUGUCCUUAUUGGCACUUGUAUGGUAAUUGGGGAUGGAAUUCUUACUCCCGCCAUUUCAGUUCUUUCAGCUUCUGGUGGAAUCAAGGUUAACCGUCCGAAGAUGAGCAGUGAUGCAGUCGUGCUUGUUUCUGUCCUUAUAUUAGUUGGCUUGUUUAGCUUGCAACAUUACGGGACAGACAAGGUGGGAUGGAUGUUUGCUCCAGUUGUACUGCUCUGGUUUCUAACGAUAGGAGGAAUAGGCAUUUUCAAUGUCUGGAAAUAUGAUAUCUCAGUGCUCAAGGCCUUUUCCCCUCUGUAUAUAUAUCGUUAUUUGAGGACGGGGCGUAAAGAUGGUUGGAUAUCACUUGGAGGGGUCAUGCUCAGUAUUACAGGGACGGAGGCACUUUUUGCCGACCUUGCUCAUUUUCCCGUAUCUGCCAUUCAACUUGCUUUCACAGUUAUUGUAUUCCCUUGCCUUCUUUUGGCCUACAGCGGACAAGCAGCGUACCUCAUGCAACAUAAACAUCAUGUUGCUGAUGCAUUCUAUCGUUCUAUCCCAGAGAGCAUAUAUUGGCCAGUGUUUGUCAUAGCCACUUUAGCGGCCAUUGUUGCCAGUCAAGCCACCAUAUCUGCUACUUUUUCAAUUAUUAAGCAGGCUUUGGCUUUAGGCUGUUUUCCAAGGGUCAAGGUUGUUCACACGUCGAAAAAGUUCAGUGGGCAAAUAUAUAUCCCGGAUAUCAAUUGGAUCCUUAUGAUACUCUGCAUUGCCGUGACUGCUGGGUUUCGAAAUCAAAGCCAAAUUGGAAAUGCCUAUGGGACAGCAGUAGUGAUAGUGAUGCUGGUUACGACGUUUCUGAUGGUGUUGAUAAUGCUACUGGUCUGGCACUGCCACUGGCUUCUCGUCCUCGUCUUCACCUGCUUCUCUCUGGUGGUCGAAUGCACCUACUUCUCCGCUGUACUCUUCAAGGUCGACCAGGGCGGCUGGGUCCCACUUGUGAUCGCCGCCGCCUUCCUCGUCAUCAUGUACGUGUGGCACUACGGCACCGUGAAGCGCUACGAGUUCGAGAUGCACAGCAAGGUGUCAAUGGCCUGGAUUCUCGGGCUGGGCCCCAGUCUGGGCCUCGUCCGUGUCCCCGGGAUAGGCCUUGUCUACACCGAGCUAGCCAGCGGUGUCCCGCACAUUUUCUCACACUUCAUCACCAACCUACCCGCGAUUCACUCGGUGGUUGUGUUUGUUUGCGUCAAGUCCCUUCCGGUGUACAUGGUUCCGGAGGACGAGAGGUUCCUCGUGAAACGGAUUGGACCCAAGAGUUUUCACAUGUUCCGGUGUGUCGCGAGGUACGGAUACAAAGACCUUCACAAGAAGGACGACGAGUUUGAGAAGAAGCUUUUCGACAACCUUUUCGUGUUCGUCCGGCUCGAGUCCAUGAUGGAAGGGUGCUCCGACUCGGACGAGUACAGCCUGUACGGGAACCGUUCGAGAGAUUUCUCGACGGUGCCGAAGAAUGACAACAGCAGCAGCAACAACAACACGGAAGUCGCUACAGUGUCGGGUUCGUCCCGGAAGAGUUGUGCGACGGAGAUGGACGAGAUGGAGUUUUUGACGAGCUCUCGGGACGCCGGGGUGGUGCACAUAUUGGGGAACACCAUUGUGAGGGCCAGCAGAGAGUCCGGGUGGUGUAAGAAGAUGGCAAUCAAUUACGUGUAUGCGUUUCUCAGGAAGAUCUGUAGGGAGAAUAGUGUGAUUUUUAAUGUGCCUCAUGAGAGCCUUUUGAAUGUUGGCCAGAUUUUGUUUGUGUAAAUUCCAGUGUAAAACAAGUUUUGGACAGAUUCAUGACAGCGGUUUGAAUUUGAUAAUAAUUGGAAAAAUCGGAA
Cuscuta campestris is the source of this 2901-nucleotide messenger RNA. The record is from the annotation of a GenBank genome assembly. Lineage: Eukaryota; Viridiplantae; Streptophyta; Magnoliopsida; Solanales; Convolvulaceae.